UAAAGCCAGUAACGAGUUGAAUGUGGCUCAAAACGCUUCGCUGAACGCUGGCCAACAACGCUUAAAAAUAAAAAUAAACGGAUCAAAAUUAAUCUUUUUUGUAAAAGUUAUAUAUAAAAUUCAGAAUAUUAAGUGUCCGGAUACUGUGAAGGAAAACGUGUGAAAAUGCGGUAAAACUAAAAGGAAAAUCAAAGAAAAUGCUGUGAAACUUGGCCAAGAUAAACUCGUUUGCACCAAUACACACGUGUUUACAUAUAAGGGCAACAACAAAUACUCAGACUCCAGAAGCCAACAAUUAAAUGAGAAGUUAGUCAGUUAGCGUCUGGGCCGCGUUAUUGGUGUAUGAAUCAUACUUUGGUUUACGUUUAAAAAUAACAAAACAAAAACCUUUCGAGGAGAAAACCAAGCUUAACCAGUGCUUAUGUAAACGUCACUCAGCCAUAACGGAAGUGACCAGUAAACAACCUACUUAAACUUUAGAAAUAAUUAGAUAUUACAUCAAAUACCUUAAAUGUCGGUCAGAAAAAUGCGUGCCUUAUCGCUCUCAAUUGGCGGAGCUCCAUUGAUACCAAGUUUUUCCUUGGUAGCUGCGGCAAAUGGAGAAAGCAAAGAUUGCCAUGGCACGAUCUGUCAUCCGGUGAAUGAAUUUUGCUAUUUAGCAACAGAGAGCUGUCAUCCGUGCCUCGCGGUCUGCAAUAAUCAAACCCACAACUAUGAUGCGAUAUUGUGCGCCAAGGAAUGCUCAGCCUACAAGACAUUUGAGCCCCUAAAGGCGGAGAUGCUGGACAUCCAAAAUACCCAGCAUAUGAUCCUUCUGCUGUUGAUCAUCCUACUUGUCCUGAUCGCCGUACGCUGUGCGUUUCAAUGCCUUCGAUGGCUGGUAAGCAAUCGAUGCUUCCAGAAGCUGUUGCGCCGUCUGCAGGCUAAGGCCUAUCCUCAUCCGUCGAAUGCCAAUGGAAAGGAUCUCAAUGCCACUACCAUACAGAACCUGAGUGCCAUCAAUCGCCAUGGCAGUGACCUUGAGCGGGCGCAAUCACAGAUCUACAGUGUGGCAGGUAAGUGUGCCGCCGAGGGUUCCGUUGUGACCAUGACAACGCCGGUAAGCACACGCUAUCCGGCGGAGAACAGCACCACGCCCACUACAGUGAUGACUGAGAUCGGAUAUGGAUACGAUAAUCAGGCAAUGGUCGUAACGCCGGUUUCCGAGAAACCCUCAACAGCAACUGUCGCCGUCGCUUUCUAAUGCCAUAUGCGAAGAUACGUACUUAAAAAACUCUUGAACUUAAAUCAGUCCAGCGAAAGCAAAAUGUACACCACAUUGAAACUAGUGAUAUUCUUGUUAAUUCUUAAGCAAAAUGUCUUCUUUCGAUAUUUAAUAUACACAAUAAUGUAUUGAUUUUAGGUUUACUUUUCAAGCGUAGUUACUAUAUUUGUUUCUAUUAAGUGUUGUCUUAACUGUCUCUUAUUUUUCGGCCCAAAAUACUUAUUAA
This is a messenger RNA of Drosophila eugracilis, 1490 nucleotides long. It is a transcript of the gene grnd, whose product is annotated as protein grindelwald. Lineage: Eukaryota; Metazoa; Arthropoda; Insecta; Diptera; Drosophilidae. The coding region runs from base 512 to 1243 and encodes 243 amino acids. The record is from RefSeq and is a predicted model, not a curated record. The transcript is spliced from 3 exons.